Insectozyma verbasci is the source of this 735-nucleotide messenger RNA. Lineage: Eukaryota; Fungi; Ascomycota; Pichiomycetes; Serinales; Debaryomycetaceae. The record is from the annotation of a GenBank genome assembly.
AUGACAAAUUUAUCAACCACCAAUUAUCUUGUCCCACAAGUUCAUAUUCAUUCAACUACACCAGAAGAAGAAUUAAAAUAUUUGAAAUUUUACAAUAAUCAAUUACUACAAGAAAAUAAAAAAUUGAAAAGUAUAAAUCAAAAUUUCUCAUCAUUAAAUCAAAGUUUAAAUGCAAUGAAUGCUUAUUUAUCUGAUUCUGGUUUAUCAUUAUAUGAACAAAAUUAUGAAUUACAAUUAGAGAUUUCAAAGUUGAAACAAAAUGAAAAAGCAUUAACUGAAUUUAUUGAUUAUUCCAAGGUACAAACUCAAAAAUUGAUUUCCAACAUGAAUAAUUUAGCUAUUGAAAAAAAACAAUUAAUGGAUAAAUUAAAUUAUGAAAAUUGUGAAAAUGAAAAUUUAAGGAAAAGAAUUGAAUUAUUUACCGAAAACACGAAUUUAGAAUUAACAAAGAAUAAAGAGUUUAGCAAUGAGCAAUUGGAAGUGCUUAAGUCUUUUUUUGAUGGGUUUAUUGGAUUUCAAGCACAUACUACUGAAAAGACCAUGAAUUUUAAUUUUGAGCUUUUACAUGAAAGAUUUUUAAUUAUUUUUGGACAAUGUUGUUUCAGAAAUUGUGAAAGGUGUUUAAAGGAUGAAACAAAAUUAAGUCAAGCCAAUAAAGAUACUAAUAAUGAUUUUGAUGCAGGUGGUAUUGUUCAACUCAGUGAAGAUGGUAUCGACCAGUUUAAAGAAGAUUAA